CACUUGUUUGACUUAACAUUUCAAUAUAUAUCGCCAAAAUCAAGAACAGAAAAAGAGAGAUACUCACACACGUUAUAGAGAGUGUUCAAGUUCGAUCAAAUUUUUUGCUCUCCCAUCCCAUUUACCCAGAGAGAUUUAAUCAUCCCUAUUUGAGGUGUAAUGAGAUGAACGUUUUUGUGCAACUCGCGGUGGUUUUAUGGGCUCUGGCGAGCCUCGAAGAGGCAACAGCGAACGGGGUUCAAUCCCUUUCAAAAAUUGCUAUCGAGAAGGCUGUUAUUUCUUUAGAUAAGAAUGCUUAUGUUAAAGCUUCUCCAUCAGUUCUUGGAGUCAAUGGAAACAACCAAGAUUGGAUUACUGUGGAAUAUAAGAGCUCAAAUCCGUCGGUUGAAGACUGGAUUGGUGUAUUUUCUCCGGCCAACUUCAGUUCUUCUACCUGCCCCCCAGAAAACUCGAGAGUUGGGCCGCCAUAUUUGUGCACAGCACCCAUUAAGUAUCAGUUUGCAAAUUUCAGCAAUCCCAAUUACAAGGAUACAGGCAAAGGCUCUUUGAAGCUUCAGUUGAUUAACCAAAGAUCGAAUUUUUCAUUUGGUUUAUUUUCUGGUGGUGUGUCAAAUCCAAAGCUGCUGGCUGUGUCAAAUGUAAUCGCCUUUGUUAAUCCUAAUGCGCCUCUAUAUCCGCGUUUGGCGCAAGGGAAGGAAUGGAACGAAAUGACCAUCACCUGGACUAGCGGUUAUGCUAUUGAGGGAGCACAGCCUUUCGUUCAAUGGGGCCCAAAGAACGGUCCACGGUUCCGUGCCUUGGCAGUUACGUUGACAUUUGAUCGUAGCAGCAUGUGUGGUGCACCCGCGAGAACAGUUGGCUGGCGCGACCCUGGAUUCAUACAUACUGCUUUUCUUAAGGACUUAUGGCCCAACUCAAUGUACACCUAUAGAUUGGGGCAUUUUAUGCUUGAUGGUACAAAUACAAUUACUUGGAGUGAUGUUUACGAGUUUAAAGCUUCUCCAUAUCCGGGUCAGAACUCUGUGCAACGAGUCAUCAUUUUUGGCGAUAUGGGAAAGGAUGAAGCUGAUGGAUCCAACGAGUACAACAAUUUCCAACGCGGUUCCCUCAACACGACCAGGCAGCUCGUGGAUGAUCUGGAGAAUUAUGACAUAGUCUUUCACAUAGGAGACAUCUGCUAUGCUAAUGGAUAUCUCUCUCAGUGGGAUCAGUUCACUGCUCAAGUCGAGCCUAUUGCUUCGAGGGUCCCCUACAUGAUAGCCAGUGGCAACCAUGAGCGCGACUGGCCUGGAUCAGGUUCGUUUUAUGAGAACAAUGAUUCGGGUGGAGAAUGUGGGGUGGCGGCUGAGACUAUGUUCUUCGUUCCAGCUGAAAAUCGAGCGAAAUUCUGGUAUUCAACGGACUAUGGCAUGUUCCGAUUCUGCAUAGCUGACUCUGAACAUGACUGGAGAGAGGGAACCGAGCAAUACAAGUUCAUUGAGCACUGCCUGGCGUCUGCAGACAGACAGAAGCAACCUUGGCUGAUAUUCCUUGCCCACCGCGUUCUAGGCUACUCGUCUGAUGCUAGCUAUGCUAUCGAAGGAUCAUUUGGAGAACCAAUGGGGAGAGAUGACCUUCAAAAACUGUGGCAGAAGUACAAAGUCGAUAUAGCUGUCUACGGCCAUGUCCAUAAUUACGAAAGGACUUGCCCUAUAUAUCAGAACAUCUGCACAAGCAAGGAGAAGAAUUACUACAAGGGGGGUUUGAAUGGCACAAUACACGUAGCUGCUGGCGGUGGAGGCGCCAGCCUCUCGCCAUUCUCACCUCUGCAACCUAACUGGAGUUUGUUCAGAGACCUUGACUACGGGUUUGUGAAGUUGACUGCGUUCGACCACUCCAACCUGCUGUUCGAGUACAAGAGAAGCAGAGAUGGGGAGGUUUACGACUCCUUCAAGAUAUCCCGGGACUACAGGGACAUCUUGGCCUGCACCAUCGAUAGCUGCCCGAGCACGACCCUCGCCUCGUGAUGGUCUUCUCACUCUCCAGCUUUAUCAUGCUUUUCUUUGUCCUCCAACUUCAGGGCUGUAUGUAUACAUGCAUUUGUAAUCUCAGAACGUUGAAGGAAGGGUGUAUUAUGUGCUAUUUGCACUACAUUUACUGAGGCUGGUUCAUUGCAAUUUUUUACAA
Molecule: messenger RNA, 2166 nt
Organism: Salvia hispanica
Lineage: Eukaryota; Viridiplantae; Streptophyta; Magnoliopsida; Lamiales; Lamiaceae
Product: Purple acid phosphatases superfamily protein
Molecular function (GO): metal ion binding; acid phosphatase activity
Source: RefSeq, a predicted model, not a curated record